AUGGCCUUACGUUUCCAUGGCAGGAUGGGCAGCACAGCAGUGGAUGCGCGCAAGGCAGCCAAGCUGAGCGGCAUGUCUCCACCUGCAUACGCCCGGGCGCGAGCAGCCAUUCAGAACGCUCUAGGCGUCAGCUGUACUAUUCUGUGCGCUGUGCGCGUGCAGGUCGCAGUUGAGCCUACCCCAGUUGGCCCUUCAGUUUGGGUGCAUGCGAGUGCUGGAGUCCACCCAACGCAACCUGCACAUGUGAGGAAAGGGAAGGGGGAAAGUGGAUGGAUUUAUGGAGAGGGAGUGCACCUGUCAGUGCUGCGUGAUGAGAAGAAGCAGUGCCACAGUUUGUGUGAGACGAGCUCCGUGUUUUCCCCUGUUGCUUCGUUUCCUCUCCAAGCCUUGUCUUCCACCCUGCCCCCUCCCCUUACCCCUUCUCCCUGCCCUCUCCCUCCUGCCCCCUCCAUCCUGUCCCCUCACCUCACCUCCGUGGUGGUCUGCCUACCGCCUCUCAGCUUCACCGCGCGCUUCACUGCCGCCCUCCCAGAGGCACGCAGGGGAGGCACUGACUUCUCCCGGCCGGCACACAUGGCAGCGGCGCUCAUGCUCACUGCCACACGCAACCAAGUGGUGGCAUGCAUGGAAGCCCACUGUGCAGACCUGUUUGGGUCGUCCCACAGCUGCCCCACACCCAGCAAGGCACAGGAGCACUCUCUGCCACGCCAGCACCCACCAGAGCAGUGCAUGCAUGCUGCUGACGUGGCACACCUGCACCAGCAACGGCAUCACCAGCAGCCGCAGAGCAUUGCUGCUGCUGAUGUGGCAGAGCACCAGCGGAGCACUACCUCAGCUGACGUGGCACCACAGUCACAGGCUCCUGCCAGCAGGAGCAACAACCGCACCAUGCCAUUGCCCCAAGCCAAGCUCACUCUAUUAAAGAGACCCCCAGGGCGUUACAGGGUCUCAGGCCCCACUGCCAUGAACCACCACAUGCCACACCUGACAUGCCCCUCCCCGCGUGCCCCUCCCCGUGUGCCCCUCCCCGCGUGCCCCUCCCCGCGUGCCCCUCCCCGCGUGCCCCUCCCCGCGUGCCCCUCCCCGCGUGCCCCUCCCCGCGUGCCCCUCCCCGCGUGCCCCUCCCCGCGUGCCCCUCCCCGCGUGCCCCUCCCCGCGUGCCCCUCCCCGCGUGCCCCUCCCCGCGUGCCCCUCCCCGCGUGCCCCUCCCCGCGUGCCCCUCCCCGCGUGCCCCUCCCCGCGUGCCCCUCCCCGCGUGCCCCUCCCCGCGUGCCCCUCCCCGCGUGCCCCUCCCCGCGUGCCCCUCCCCGCGUGCCCCUCCCCGCGUGUCCCUCCCCGCGUGUCCCUCCCCGCGUGUCCCUCCCCGCGUGUCCCUCCCCGCGUGUCCCUCCCCGCGUGUCCCUCCCCGCGUGUCCCUCCCCGCGUGUCCCUCCCCGCGUGUCCCUCCCCGCGUGUCCCUCCCCGCGUGUCCCUCCCCGCGUGUCCCUCCCCGCGUGUCCCUCCCCGCGUGUCCCUCCCCGCGUGUCCCUCCCCGCGUGUCCCUCCCCGCGUGUCCCUCCCCGCGUGUCCCUCCCCGCGUGUCCCUCCCCGCGUGUCCCUCCCCGCGUGUCCCUCCCCACAUACCCCGCUCCCCAUGUUUCUCGUCCUGUCAAACCAACCCCGUUUGUUUCUCCAUGUCCACCCAGGCCCUACAGGCAAGCUGUGUCAGACGAAGCUGCUCUUUAA
Molecule: messenger RNA, 1725 nt
Organism: Closterium sp. Naga37s-1
Lineage: Eukaryota; Viridiplantae; Streptophyta; Zygnematophyceae; Desmidiales; Closteriaceae
Source: the annotation of a GenBank genome assembly